GAACUGUCUACCAUCAAACCAUGGCCGCCGACUUAGGGCAAAUUUGAAAAUAUAUCAUGCCCAAGGAGCUCUCGAUGGUUUUAUCUUUUCGGUUCUUCACUUCUGAAACGUCCAUCUUGGCAUGGUGAAGCUCCUAACUGUAAAUGGCUAUCGCAGGGUUGGGUUUCGCGUGCAGAAACCAUUUGCCUCUCCAUCGUCCUCUCUUUUGCUGCGUUGCCAAGGUUCGGCGAAGCUCGGCUGCAGCUGUCGAAACCCUCGUCGUACCAGAAGGUCUCCAUAAGGAUGAAGGUCACGGCCUUGUUUCUCCUCUUGGAAGAGUGAAUGGUGAUACUAAGGCAGCGGAAUGGAAAAAAUUGAGUUCUAAGGAUCUCGGAAUCACAACGUCCAUGAUUGCAAAGCCGAUUAGAGUUGUUCUAAAUGGACUGAGAAAAAAAGGAUAUGAGGUCUAUCUUGUUGGAGGUUGUGUGCGGGAUCUCAUUCUGAAGCGAACACCUAAAGAUUUUGAUGUUAUAACUUCAGCUGAACUUAAAGAGGUUAUGAGAAUAUUUUCUCAAUGUCAAAUAGUUGGAAAACGUUUUCCCAUCUGUCAUGUGCAUAUUAAUGAUAUUAUUGUGGAGGUGUCAAGUUUUAGCACAUCUGAAAGAAAGUCUUGGCGGAGCUUGGGGAAUUUUUCCAGAAGACCUCCUGGCUGCGAUGAGCAUGACUAUGUUCGCUGGAGGAAUUGUUUGCAAAGGGAUUUCACAAUUAACGGAAUGAUGUUUGAUCCAUAUGCAAAUCUAGUGUAUGAUUACAUGGGAGGCAUGGAAGACAUUAAAAAGGCUAAAGUUCGGACUGUAAUACCAGCUAGUACUUCUUUCCAGGAGGACUGUGCUCGAAUUCUACGUGCGGUCAGAAUUGCAGCUCGUCUAGGGUUCUGUUUUUCAAGGGAGACAGCUCAUUCUGUAAAGAAUUUAUCGUGCUUGGUGUUAAAACUUGACAAGGGAAGGCUUCUCAUGGAAAUGAAUUAUAUGAUGGCCUUUGGGUCUGCAGAAGCUUCUUUGAGGUUAUUAUGGAAAUUUGGGCUCCUAGAGAUACUUCUACCAAUUCAAGCAUCAUAUUUUGUUUCUCAAGGUUUUCGGAGACGUGAUAAGAGAACCAACAUGCUUCUGUCUUUGUUAUCUAACCUGGAUAGACUUCUGGCACCUGACAGACCAUGCCAUAGUAGCUUAUGGGUUGGUAUCUUAGCAUUCCAUAAAGCACUGAUGGACCAAACAAGGGAUCCUUUAGUGGUUGCAACCUUUGCCCUUGCUGUCCACAAUGGUGGAGACCUUUUAGAAGCUAUAAACAUAGCAAGGAGGAUCUCUCAACCCCAUGAUCUAAGGUUCAUUGAAAUAUUAGAAUGUCAGCAUCUGCUCACUGAUGAAGCAUUGAGGGGUGAAGUUAUGGAUCUUGCAAAAUCAAUAAAGGCAGCAUUGAGUAUGAUGACUGAUGAGUUGUUUGUCUCCCAAGCAAUGGCAAGGUAUCCUCAGGCACCGUACUCUGAUCUGGUAUUUAUCCCACUCACAUUGUAUUUAAGAGUAUCCAGGAUUUUUGAGUGUGUCAGAGGCGGUAAAGAGAAAGGGUUUGUACCAAAACGAGGGAGGAAGAUUGACUAUGAGUGUUUAGCCUCGGGAAGCAUGCAUGAAACCCGACAUGUGUUUGCAAGGGUUUCACCGUAUAGGAUCUACUGCACCUAUGUCCUCAAGAUUUAGAGGAUGAAUUCAAAACCAUCCUCACAAAAUAAAUGUAGCUAAAAAAUCUUCUGAAUAG
Telopea speciosissima is the source of this 1788-nucleotide messenger RNA. Its product is annotated as multifunctional CCA protein-like. NCBI's taxonomy places the organism in Eukaryota, Viridiplantae, Streptophyta, Magnoliopsida, Proteales, Proteaceae. Gene Ontology annotation, molecular function: nucleotidyltransferase activity; RNA binding. Gene Ontology annotation, biological process: RNA processing. The record is from RefSeq and is a predicted model, not a curated record. The transcript is spliced from 15 exons. The coding region runs from base 144 to 1730 and encodes 528 amino acids.